This is a messenger RNA of Pyricularia grisea, 1551 nucleotides long. RefSeq lists its product as uncharacterized. The coding region runs from base 1 to 1551 and encodes 516 amino acids. NCBI's taxonomy places the organism in Eukaryota, Fungi, Ascomycota, Sordariomycetes, Magnaporthales, Pyriculariaceae. The transcript has a single exon. The record is from RefSeq and is a predicted model, not a curated record.
AUGCCCUCUUCUAUACCAUACGAUCCCUCGCUCGUGCUGGCCAACAUCGUCGGCAACGAUGCCCUCAAGCUGGUGCAGCAGAUCUCAGCCCUCCAGGCGCCGGUCGAUGCGUGCCAGGAACAGCUCAACAGUCUGCUGGCUACGAAGCGCAGCAUGCAAAUGACGUGCUCCGAGCUCACCAACAUCGGCGUGGAGACGUCCAAAAUCAAAAAGUCUAUCAAGGCGUUGGACCACAAAAUCGAGGCGGCGGCGGCAGACUACGUCGAGGAGAAAAUGGAGGCUGAAGAGAAAAUCCAGCCUCUCCGCGCCACCAUACGCAGCGUGCACGUCGAGAUGGAGACGCCGGUCGACUACGUCAAGACGCAGAUCAAAAGUAUGCCGCUGGCCUCCGACUCCAUCAGCAUGGACGUGCAGUACUUCGCCAACGACAGCAAUAGCCAGCAGGCGUCAUCGCUGGCCAGCAGCGUAUCGUCGUACAUUUCGGGCGCCGCUUCGGUGCUGGGUAACGAUAAGGCGGCACAGAUGAGCCGCGCCGCGGCGAGCCAGGUCAGCGACCAGGUCAGCAAGCACAGCAUCGCGGGAACGCUCGUUAUCUCCGUGUCGUGCACCCACAAGAACGCGGCCGUGCUCGCACCCCUGGUGCUGAAUGUCGAUAAGGGCAUCAAGGUCUGGAACCACCUGUUCAAGGACGAUCCCAUCAUCCCCACCAGCACGUCCAACAUGCUCCAGACGGCCCAGGAGGGAGCUUCGGGGAAAGCAGACGCCAACAAGUUCAGCAUCAUCUCGGGCAUGACGUUCGGGUCCAGCUUCGUGGGCAUGGUGCACAUCCUUAACACCAGCAGCACGGCCGUUGGCGAGCGGGCGGACACCAAGCUCUCCACGCUCCAGGCCCAGUUUAAGGAGAAGCUGGACGACGCCGGGUGGAUGGCGCACUGGUCCGGCGGUUUCGGCGUCAACGAGUCCAUGGCCAGCAGCGUCAAAAGCCUGCUCAGCUCCCAAAACAUCGAUUCGCACGCUACCAUGAUUUGCAUGGGCAUUAUACCAUCCAUCGUGGCCAGCGAGGUGCAGCUCAGCGUUGACAAGUUUGCCACCUUCGACCCCAAAUCCAGCCUCGAGGCGCUUUCAGCCAUCCAGAACGCCUCCGUCGCCGAUCAGGACACGGUGAAGCAGGCGGCCGACGCGGCGCGCACCGGCGCCCAGCUGCUCUCCAUGAAGAACAGUGAGAUGAAGGCGGCGUUGUCGGCGCUGGCCGAGAUCGACGACGGCAAAAAUAAGGUUAUCGAUGUUAAUUCCAUGAUGACAGCACUCGAGGACUACCUGAAAAAGGCAGCCGAAGGAACUUCAGGUGUGCCCAUUAAUUAUUACCUCAAGGAAAUCGACAAAAGCAUGUUGGCCGAGAUGUGGGUAGCUAAAUACUACCCUGGCAAAUACUUGAGUAUUUCGUACGACGAUGCGAGUCCCAGCGGCUCGGGGGGAGGCGCAUCAGCUUCGGGCUCAAGUGAGCCGCCCAGCUCAAAUCAAGAGGCGAACUCCAACGAGGAGUCAUUUUAA